Molecule: messenger RNA, 2591 nt
Organism: Astyanax mexicanus (Mexican tetra)
Lineage: Eukaryota; Metazoa; Chordata; Actinopteri; Characiformes; Acestrorhamphidae
Gene: egr4
Product: early growth response 4
Exons: 2
Coding region: 157-1302 (381 amino acids)
Biological process (GO): regulation of transcription by RNA polymerase II
Molecular function (GO): DNA-binding transcription factor activity, RNA polymerase II-specific; RNA polymerase II cis-regulatory region sequence-specific DNA binding
Source: RefSeq, a predicted model, not a curated record
CGACGGAGGAAGAGCCGCAGAUAACCGGAGCAUCUCAAACGAGAGCGCGCAGGGAAUCCCAGACCGGAAACCGGAGUAAAGGACGCGCACGUUUUGGUGAAUUGUGGAUUUGAGAUUUCCUCGCACUGGUUGAUUAAAUCUAAUUGAUCUGUCGACAUGCUGAACACGGUGGACUUCAGCGCGCUGGACUUUAUCUGCGCGCGCCCAGAGACCACCCAGCCCUCCGAGCCCACCGGUCUGCUGAAGCCUAAGCUCGAGCAGCCGGACUCUCCGUUCCUCCCCGGAUGUGCGGAAUGCUCGGAUCUCCUCCCCCCCUCUCCCUCCUCUCCUCCCUCCGUGUUUCCCCCGGAGACCGACGCCCUCCUCAACCUCAUCACAGAGAUCGUGGGUCUGUCCGCGAGCUCGCCUCCUCCGCCCUCCACCAGCUCGCGCUGCUACUGCAGCAGCGGCGGGGGCGCGCUCCUCCGCCAGGGCUCGGUGGGCUCGGUCGCGAGCUCGCUCGGUUCCCCCGGCUCGCCGUUCUGCGGCAGCGACUCCUCAGACGAGCUUUUGGACCCGGCGGCUGGGGGCGCGUGCCAACCCUUCGCUGCGCACAUCAAGCAGGAGAGCUUCGACGACUUCUUCGACGACUUGUUCGAGGACGCGCGCGCGUGCGAGCGCCUCGCCGACCUGGACGACAUCAUCGAGCUGCUCGCGCCGCUGGAGCCUACGUGCGCGCCCGAGACCUGGAUAAAGCAGGAGCCUCUUUUGUACGCGGAUGAGUGCGCGCGCGCCAUCCCGAGCCCCUCGAACUUCGCAGCCCAACUCCAGACCCCGCCCACUCUCCACGGACACGCCCUCUUCCACGCGACGUGCUUCCCCCAUGAACCCCUCACGCUGGACUCUCUGCUCCUCUCCGGCGCGUUACCGGCUACAAACCGGGCGCACGCGCCCAAAGCCACCGGAGGCCGGAAAGCCGCUGGCGCGCGCCGCGAGAAGCCCUUCCCCUGCCCCGUGGAGAACUGCGAGCGCCGCUUCUCGCGCUCCGACGAGCUGAACCGCCACGUGCGCGUGCACACCGGCCACCGACCCUUCCAGUGCCGUGUGUGCUCGCGCCGCUUCGGCCGCAGCGACCACCUGACCACGCACAUGCGCACGCACACCGGCGAGAAGCCCUUCUCCUGCGACGUGUGCGGCCGCCGCUUCGCGCGCAGCGACGAGAGGAAGAGGCACGCGCGCGUGCACAUCAAGCAGCGCGAGAGAGCACAGCAGAAAGCCGAGCUCGCGGCCGCCUGCGCCUUCGCGCUGCCGGGGCUGGUGUGAGAAAGAAGCGCGCGGCCGAAGUGGCGCGAGGGUGAGCGAGCGUCACGCAAGCUAAACCUGCUACGUUUAUGGCUGGACGGGAACGUGCCAAGUUCAAGUUCACACGCGUGAGAACGUGAAAGUUUCGGUCAGGAGGUCCUGAAACACGUCAAGUUUGGUGGCCUUCGCCAAAAGGUGGCGCGACGGUCGAAGCUACGGAAUGAUAAUGACUGUUUUGAGACUGUUUUGGCUGUGUCUUAAAUUGAGCCCUAGCUCCCUACAUAGUGAAGCAUCAUCGUCUGCAGACGGGAAGUGCGCUGAUUGGCUCAUCUUUACUGAAUGGAGCACUUUAUUACCUUUCUGGAAAGCAAGUGCAGGUGACCUCACGUGAAAACGAACUGGACUUGCGUAGCUUAGCAGUGCUGCUAACUGCUAAGCUAACUGGCUGGCUAACAGAGACAUGUACACACAUUGCUACAUUUAAUCUAAAAGAGCACAUUUGCAUUGUGGGAAACAUCAAGGGGACUAUAGCAUUUAAUUGCACUCAUUGCUACAUUGGGACAUUACGACAAAGCUACAUAGGGAACAAGGGAACAAUCCGGGUGAUUUGAGACAAGCCCCCGGAUUGAAAAGUGAAGUGAAGUGUCCUGUAUUUCUGGUGGCUUGAAUGAAAGACUUUGAACAUAAGCUAAACUCCAGAACCUCUAAUGUUGUUUUAUUUUGUUGUUACUGAAAAUGAGCUGCAUGUUUAUUCAGUAUGAAUAUGAACGUGUUAUCUGACGCUGCUAGACUCGCGGUAUAGCAUGCACUUGUUAUUUCUAUUCGUUUCUUCACACUUCUUUCUAUGGUCAGUGUUGUAUUUUGAUACAUUGCCGUGUAAAAUCCAAACCGGAGAAGCCUAUAUAUUUGUACAUAAAUAUACAUAUAUUUAUUUUUGAUUGUAUUUUUCUACUGUUCGUUUUAAGAACAAAAAUGAGAAACGAUAAAAGAGAGAAAUAUUUAUCUUCUUAUAGAUUUGAAUCCAAUUCUUGUAUUCAACUUUUGACAGUGGAAUGUGCUUCACUGGUUCGUGCGAACCUCAUGCAGAAGAAAACAUCAACACAGUAGUUGAGUUGCAGUAGCACACUUAGUUGUGCAGAUAUCUCGUCGUGCUGUUCCUCAGCGAAUAGCCUGCGUUGUCUAUAUGUAUUAUUGUUGAAUUGCCUUUUGAAACGAAUUACAGUGUUCUUGUGCAAUGCCACGCUGUUUAAAGCCUUAUGCAUAUUUUGAAAAUAAUGAAUGUUUAAAAUAAAUUGAAUAUUUAUUGUUUA